AUGCGGGCACCUAGCGGACACACGCGCGCGGGCCUGAUGGGCACCGUGCUGAGCUUUAGCCCGCGCGAGCGGCGCCCGCCUGCCGCCGCGCCGCCUCCUGACCGCGCCGCGCUCGCCUACUCCUACGAAAGACUCAACAACGCCAAGAACAGGGAGAACAGGGAGAUCCCCCGCGACGAGCGACGGGCCACUCUCGACGACGCCGCCAAGAUCAUCUCCGAAAAGACCGCUCUGGAGAAGAAUCUGAAAAAGCACUCGCUGUUCAUAAACGCCCUCUCGUGGAAGCGGUUUUCGACGGCCAACAACAACAAAAAGAAGUUAGAAUGCAAGAGCAAAAGUGUGGCGACGUUCCGUGCGCCGCUUACAGACAACGCGCCGUUAGACAGGAACAAAAAUGUGAGCGUGCAAGGUGUGUACGCGCGGCCGGCGCCGGCGCCCGCGCCGCUGCCGCCCGCCGCGGACGUAGCGCGCGCCAACGCGCUCAACAACAACGUGUGCUACUCGGAGAAGCUCCCGACAUCAGUCGUAGGGCCGGCGGUAGCUCCGCGGAAGACUGUCAUCCAGGCGUCGACGUCGGAGCUGCUGAAGUGCCUGGGCAUGUUCCUGCACUCGCGGUGUCACAGGCUGCGCGACUUCCAGGCCGGGGACGCCGUCAUGUGGUUGCGGACAGUGGACCGCUCCCUCCUUUUGCAAGGCUGGCAGGACGUCGCGUUCAUCAACCCAGCCAACGUGGUCUUCGUGUACAUGCUGGUCCGCGAGCUGGUAGACGGCGAGCGCAUCGCCCGCCCCCAGGACCUCCAAGCGGUCGUGCUCACCUGCCUCUACCUCUCAUACUCCUACAUGGGCAACGAGAUCUCCUACCCCCUCAAGCCUUUCCUCGUCGAAGACUCCAAAGAUAAGUUCUGGGACCGCUGCCUUCUCAUCGUCGAUAGACUAUCCUUCAACAUGCUAAGGAUCAAUUCCGAACCUGGGUUCUUCACUGAAGUGUUCACUGAGCUGAAGGCGUGCGGGGCCAUCGAGAGCCCUCCCCCCGCGCCUAACCACCCCGCACCUGCCCCGCCACACCCCCUACAAGCUGCCUGACAUACAGAAGUGGCAGUCCUAAGGCUGGCUCUCACAGACCGACCCAGUCGCGUCUGAUACCAGCUGUGGACUACCAAAAGUCUUGGUCAAUCGUCCUCUAUUCAAUCGUCCAUUCGAUUUCGGAAUUUGAAUUAGGACCAUUUGAGGAUAUUCAGGAGAUAUUUGUGUAGGAUACGUCUUUGGAGAAUGUUAGUGUAAGAUAUUAAUGUGAUGUAAAACAAUGUUGGAAUCGAUAAGGAUAAUAUUUAUGGUUGAAAUUGUUAGCAAAAUGUUGAUGCGAAAAGCAUUUGAGUGAUUUGCAUAACCUAUAUGCAAUCAAUAUGAAACGACAUGUAAGUAAAUCUAUAGAAGAAUGUGAUUUGCUCAAAACUGGUUUUACUGACCUAUUACAAGGAUUGACCAAGACUUGGAGUAAAGCAGCAGAUGAUAGAAAAGCCAGUUCGGUAAAAAGGCGGGAAAAUUCCUUAUUGUUAGGUAGAACGUGAUAAAAUUGAAAAUUAGUUCAGACGUCACAAUAAAACUUAUUUAGCGUCAAACGAAAAAAAAAGCAGUUUCGAUUUUCAAAUUGUUAAAACUAUUUCAAAUUUGUAAUAGAACCGUUUAGGUUGAGGACGUAACUCGUUACCUCUCGCCGCUGUUGUCGAGUAAGGGAUGUAGUACAUAGGAGUACGUCGCGAUACUUUGAGCAUCGGUGUUUCAUUCGUGGUGGAUUCAUGAAUAUUUAUACUGAAUAUGGUAAAAUGACUUCUAAGUUUGUAAUCAACAAUAUAACAAUGACUUUAAAUUAGUAGAGUUCAUGAGAACGAAAAAUAUAUUUACUUAUUCAUUUUACCGGCCUUUUAGGUAUAUCCGGUAUAUAUCACCGAUGCUGAAAGUCUUUCUGUGGCCUUUAGGCUUGGAAGUGCAACAUUUACACCGUGGUAAGCACUCACCUACCACGUUAAAUUGGUUGAUGAUGCACUUUAUAUCGUAGGUAAUCGUCUGGUGUUAUUUUCUUGAGCUGUCGUCACGUCAGCAGUAUUUUAGUCCAAUAGAAAGCGGUUAGUUAGUAAGUUAAGAGUUUCCGUAGUGAAAUGAGUGUAUUGCCAUAGUUAGAUGAUAUUAGCCAUGGUACAACAAAACGUUGAGUAUCAAAAGUCAUUAGGUAAAUUUAGAAAGAAAUGUUUUGAAUCUAAAAAAAAAUAAACAAGUGACUAUAUAAUCUGUUUUAUUGUACCAUGACAUUAGUGAAAGUGCUGGCAGGCGGGAGGAUGCAAUAAAAAGUAAAUAAAAUAAUGAAAAUACUCUCUGGUGAACCCUUCAAUGAAGUGUACGUAUUUAGGCUGAAAGCGGGGCGACUUGAGGCAAUGAAAAAUAUUAUAUUAAAAAUAGGUCAAAUUUUGCGGAUGAAUUAAGCGUUUUGUACAGUUAUAUCGAAUAAUUGAUACACUUUAAGUCUAUAGAAUAGUUUAGAGAAUGGGUUGAGGGCACUCGGUCUGUCGAUGGCAAAAUUGGAAACGCUUCAUAAAAUCAUGAUAAAUAUUGUGGAUGGCGCACUUGUAAACUAAACGCAGUAAAACUGUAAUGCUGUAAAAAACUAUAAAUAUUGUUUUUCUACACAUAUAUAGAUCUGAUAAUAGUUAUGGUAAAAUAAUAUAAAAACCUAACAUACCUUUCCAAAGAAGUAGGCAUUAUAUUAACCUCUAUAAAUAGGUAGGUACUUGCAAAACGAGGUACCUAAUAACAUCCAAGUCAUAAACGCAAAGGCUAUUAAAUGACUGUCAAUUUUUAACUGAGCUGCCUAAAUACGAAUUAAGUACAUUAAAAUAUUACAGUAGCUAUGUCUCAUCCAUUACUAGGAUAGGUUAGGUACCUACUUAGGUGACACUAUAGGUAAUGUAAUAGUUAGUGAAGCUUCUCUUUACAAAUAAAAAAAAAACUUUAUAAAGCCUGAAAUUGUAGGUAUCUAAGAUAAAAUCAUGUUCUAAUGCAUAGUUAGACAAUAUUUCAAGUCUAUAAAAAACCUAAUUGAUCUACCAUAAGUAUAACAAUAAGGUAAACGUUUUGAAAUGUUGAGAAGUUUUAUAAGAUGAAAAAUGUGUGAAAUUAAUUUUCAUUAAUUGACAAAUAGAAAACCUUGUAAAACGAUGCACUCUAUUAUUUAAUAAGCAAAGUUUAUGCCAUUUCGCUUCACUGUAGCUAAAAUAAUAAAUAAAAAGGAAAGAAAGAUGAAAAUGGAUGACGAGGGUCGAAAAGUAAAAAGUCGUUUCGCAGUAAAAUUCGAAAAAAAAAAAACACUAAUGUCUGGCAUUGCACCGA
Amyelois transitella is the source of this 3381-nucleotide messenger RNA. It is a transcript of the gene Cdk5alpha, whose product is annotated as cyclin-dependent kinase 5 activator 1. Lineage: Eukaryota; Metazoa; Arthropoda; Insecta; Lepidoptera; Pyralidae. The record is from RefSeq and is a predicted model, not a curated record. The transcript has 2 exons. Bases 1 to 1083 code for a protein of 360 amino acids. Gene Ontology annotation, biological process: activation of protein kinase activity; positive regulation of cyclin-dependent protein serine/threonine kinase activity. Gene Ontology annotation, molecular function: protein kinase binding; cyclin-dependent protein serine/threonine kinase activator activity. Gene Ontology annotation, cellular component: cytoplasm; protein kinase 5 complex.